Neltuma alba is the source of this 1665-nucleotide messenger RNA. RefSeq names its product protein JINGUBANG. Lineage: Eukaryota; Viridiplantae; Streptophyta; Magnoliopsida; Fabales; Fabaceae. The record is from RefSeq and is a predicted model, not a curated record. Gene Ontology annotation, molecular function: protein binding. The coding region runs from base 44 to 1303 and encodes 419 amino acids. The transcript has a single exon.
CUCUCCAAGAAAACGAAAAACCAAGAAAGUUGCAGAAAACAAAAUGGGACUUCUGUGUUGCCACACAGAGGAGCAAGAACAACGAUCUCCUGACAAUUCCGAUCAUCUUCAUUCCGAAUCAUCAAAUGCUUCUUCCCUUUCUUCUCAGCCAAGUCUACCUUCUGUUCCUUCCCUGACCCCUCCGGCACUGCAAUCCCAUCAAACUCAGAAUUUGUCUCAGUCUCAUCACCAACUCAUAACCACGCUCACUUCGACGCCUUCCUCUCCCGUUUUCUCCAUUACCCUCCAUGGCAAGUUCCUUUACACUGGCUCUUUCAACAGCGAGAUUCGCGCCUGGAGUCGUGGACCUGGUUUUAGUAGCAACCCACAUGGCGACGUCGUGUCAGCCAACAAUGGAGCUGUGAAGUCCCUCGUGGUUUCCGGCGACAAGUUGUUCAGCGCUCAUCAAGAUCAUAAAAUUCGGGUCUGGAAGAUCCAACCUGACGAUCCGAACCUGAGGUUCAAACCCGUAGCCACUCUUCCUACCGUCGGCGAUCGUUUCUGCAAGCUGUUAUCGGCUAAGAACUACGUCCAGGUACGGCGGCAUAAGAAGUGCACGUGGGUGCAUCACGUGGACACCGUCUCUUCCCUUGCUCUGUCCGAAGACGGGUCUCUGCUUUACUCUGCUUCGUGGGAUCGAACGUUCAAAAUCUGGAGAACUUCCGACUUCAAGUGUUUAGAAUCCGUCCGCGCCCACGAAGACGCGAUAAACGCCUUGGUUGUGUCCAGUGAUGGGGUUGUUUAUACUGGUUCUGCGGACAAGAAGAUCAAGAUGUGGAAGAAGAAGGAAGGUGAGAAGAAUCAUUCCUUAUUGGGAACUUUAGAGAAGCACAAAUCAGCUGUGAACGCACUAGCUUUAAGCACAGAUGGAUCAGUUUUAUAUUCUGGUGCGUGCGACAGAUCAAUUCUGGUGUGGGAAAAGGAUGGGAAUGAUGAAGGGAAGAUGGUGUUGGUGGGUGCUCUGAGAGGUCACACGAGGGCUAUACUGAGCUUGGUGGCUAUGGAGGAUUUGGUAUGCAGUGGAUCAGCUGAUAACAGUGUGAGGAUAUGGAGGAGAGGGCUUGACAAGAGCUAUACAUGCCUCGCUGUGUUAGAAGGUCAUAAAAAGCCUGUGAAGUGCUUGGCUAUGGCGGUUGACUCUAACCAAUCCAAUAAUAAUAAUAAUAAUGGUGGUUCUGAUUCGAGCAGUACCAGUUAUCUGGUUUACAGUGGUGGUUUGGAUUGUAACAUUAAGGUUUGGAAAGUACAAGUUCCCUUGUUCUGAGAUUUGACUUCCACUUUUCUUUCUUCGGGAGGGGAAAAAGAAGUUUUUGCUGUGGAGAAUUCGUAUAUAGAGCAAGAGUGUGAAAAAUUUAGAAGACAUAUAGAUGAUUGAAUGCCAUAUACUUGUACACAUUCGAACUGUUCCUUUGUUCCUUAUUUUCAGAAGAGUGAGUGAUGGAAUGCUACAAUUUAUUCAUUCAAUUUCUUCUUAGAAGGCUUUUACUUUGAAUUGUUUGGAUGGUGGUGGUUGGCAUGGAUAACUAAAAAUAAAGGAUUCUGGUUAGGUUAGAGUUUUAUAUGCCAUACAAUUUUUUAUCUUACCAAUAAGAGUGUUAUGUUAAGGCAUUCUUUGUUGACCUUUCG